GAGAUAAAUAAGGAUCCCAAAUAUUGAACUCUGCGAGAGCGUAACGCGAACAUAAAUGUCCCUGGCUCCUGUAACCCAGGAGACUCCGACCAAUUCCUCUUCAGACAUGUUCCGGCCGCCCGUCAAUCGCGCAAUGCGCGUUCUCGACCGAUCGUUCUUCAAGAAGACGGUACCCCUUUCAGCGGCGACAGUGCUUGAGAACAAGAAUAUUUCCCGGGUAAAAAGCGAAUUGACAAAGAGUAAUGAUAUGCUCGCCCUGCCCAGGAUUUUGCCCAUACGAAAGCCGCAGGUGAUCAAGAAUGAGGACGAUGAAGCGAGAAAAUGCCUUCUAUUGAGGGAAGGCGUGAAAGCGGACGAUGUCUCAACGUGGUCUCCUACUAUCAAACAACUGGUCGAGGCGAAAACGGUCGAGGUGAAUCCGUUCGAUUUACAGCUGGACUAUGAUUAUUGGACCUAUCCGGAUAUAAUCUCUGCGAUAUUGCCCGAAGAUGAACUGGGAGAAACACCGGUCGGAUUUUCCCAAGUCGGCCAUAUCGCGCACCUCAACCUUCGAGACCAGUACCUACCGUAUAGACAUCUGAUAGCGGAGAUUCUGAUGGAUAAGAACACCACUGUAAGAACUGUUAUCAACAAAAUAGAUGACGUGGGAGCAACUAGCGAGUUCCGCACUUUUGCCUUCGAAGUUCUGGCAGGUGAAAAUAACACGAAUGUCAUCGCUCACGAGCAAGAUUGCGAGUUCUCGUUCGAUUUCGCAAAGGUAUACUGGAAUAGCCGGCUGAGCACCGAACAUACACGGUUAGUGAGCACUUUUAAAGAAGGAGAAGCGGUGUGCGACGUUAUGGCUGGAGUUGGUCCAUUCGCUCUCCCCGCUGCGAAGAAACGUGUAUUUGUUUGGGCCAAUGACCUGAAUCCUCACGGCUACGAAAGAAUGGUAUAUGGCAUGAAGAAAAACAAAGUCCAGGAAUUUAUGAAGGCAUUUAAUAUGAACGGGCGAGACUUCGUGAAGUACGCUGCGAAAAGCUUAUACGAAGCAGAGCCGGCGAAGGUGGUUAUCAAGCCAAAGAUCUCUCGAAGUGCACAGAAGGAGAAGAGAUCCAAGUCUCCAGAUCGAAAAACGCCUCCUCCGCAAGUUUAUACCUCUCCGCGCACAUUCGACCAUUAUAUCAUGAAUCUCCCGGCCUCAGCGAUAACUUUCCUUGACACUUUCAUCGGUGUAUACGCCGGUCAAGAGCAGCUGUUCGCUCCUCACACGGACCGACGUCUCCCGCUCAUCCAUGUUUACUGUUUCUCAACUAACACUGAAGAUGGAGAGUUUGAAAAGAAGGAGAUCUGCGAACGCAUUUCAAAGCAGAUCGGAUUUACAAUCACACCUGAGGAUUGCGAGGGUGGUACAGGAAAUAAAGAAAGAGAAGUGGAGAUCAGGAGCGUCAGGUUGGUGUCACCGAAUAAGAGGAUGUUCUGCGCAAAGUUCAGGCUUCCGGAGGAGGUUGCAUUUAAAAAAGACUAGCUCAUCCGAUGACUUCCCGUUUGUCUGCGUGUUCUAUUUUUGGGUCUUGAGUUUUAGUGCAUGUUAGGUGUUGCGCAUAAGGAUUGAAGGCUUCCCCCCGGGUCAUUGUUUGAUUGAUAUAUAGAUUCAUUUUCUUCCACCCUAAACAAUGAACAACUACAAUG
Coccidioides posadasii C735 delta SOWgp is the source of this 1671-nucleotide messenger RNA. It is a transcript of the gene TRM5, whose product is annotated as tRNA(m(1)G37)methyltransferase. Gene Ontology annotation, molecular function: tRNA (guanine(37)-N1)-methyltransferase activity. NCBI's taxonomy places the organism in Eukaryota, Fungi, Ascomycota, Eurotiomycetes, Onygenales, Onygenaceae. Gene Ontology annotation, cellular component: cytoplasm; mitochondrial matrix. The record is from RefSeq and is a predicted model, not a curated record. Gene Ontology annotation, biological process: tRNA N1-guanine methylation; mitochondrial tRNA methylation.